AGUGACUUCUUCUGACUUGAGCCUACAGCGUGCUUUGAGAAAUCUGCCACCAGAUUAUCUCGGCUUGGUCUCUGGGAACCACCCAUUAGUGACCGUCAUAAAUUGCAGGGCCCUUGAGCUGCUGGUGAUAAAAUCUGUCGUGAUCCUGCGGAAGGCUCUGUGACCCAAGACGCUGCCCGACUGUAUAUUCUGAAUCGUCGCUGCCAGGAUGGGGAAGCAGAACAGCAAACUGCGCCCGGAGGUCAUGCAGGAUUUGCUGGAAAGCACAGACUUCACAGAGCAUGAGAUCCAGGAGUGGUAUAAAGGCUUCUUGAGAGACUGCCCCAGUGGACACUUGUCAAUGGAAGAGUUUAAGAAAAUUUAUGGGAACUUUUUCCCUUACGGGGAUGCUUCCAAAUUUGCAGAGCACGUCUUCCGCACCUUCGAUGCCAAUGGCGAUGGGACGAUAGACUUUAGAGAAUUCAUCAUAGCCUUGAGCGUGACAUCGAGGGGGAAGCUGGAGCAGAAGCUGAAAUGGGCCUUCAGCAUGUAUGACCUGGAUGGGAACGGCUACAUCAGCAAGGCGGAAAUGCUAGAGAUCGUGCAGGCGAUCUAUAAGAUGGUUUCCUCUGUAAUGAAAAUGCCUGAAGAUGAGUCCACCCCAGAGAAAAGGACAGAAAAGAUCUUCCGCCAGAUGGACACCAACAGAGAUGGAAAACUGUCCCUGGAGGAGUUCAUCCGUGGGGCCAAGAGCGACCCGUCCAUAGUGCGCCUUCUGCAGUGCGACCCCAGCAGUGCCGGCCAGUUCUGAGCUCCGCACCCCCACGGAUUGUAGAGCUGCUGCUUGUGUUUGUUCCCUUUCCACCUUUCUUUUUAACAAAACUUUUUUUUUUUUUUUUUUUUUUUUGCCAAACAAUAUUGAUGGUGAUGCUGUCCCCCGUGCGGUCAGACGCACCUUCCUUCGUGCCGCCUUCAGCUUCCUCUGUUGUGGGAAUGCCCAGAGCCCCACGUGCUUGUGGAGAGCAUGGACGUGCCAUCGUGCGCGGACGGUGUGCUGUUCGUCGUUCUAUGAUGUCUCAUCAUUCCUAUUGUUAUUUUUCUUCUGAUUCCAAUGUUUCUGUUCUCAGACCGAAGACUUGGGGAGGCCAGAGGGGGCCAAGCAAUCCAGUCCCGGGAUUCUAUGGCCAGCUCCCAGGAGCUUGUUUGAAAAACAAAACUCCCCACCUGGGUCCGGAGCCACUCAUGCCCUCUGGGUGGUGGCUCCCAGGUUCCCCAGGACAGGGGACCCCCUGGGGCUGGGCUCAGAAAGGGGCCUGGAGGCCUCCACUCCACCCUCUUCCCCAGCAGGCUGUAGUGUCUAAGCUGUGAACAUUUCAAGGUAAAUUCAUAGAGAAGAGGAAAAAGAUGGCUCAGCUGUUUCUUCACAUGGUUUACACUAGUUGAGCUAAGAUGAGUUUCUUUGAAAAUUAAACACAAAUGGUAACUUACCUAACAAAACCAGACCCAUCUUGUUGCCUAUUGUGAUUUAAAAAAAAAAAAGACUGCUGUAUAUAAAAUAUUGGGUAUUGCAGACCAAAUUAAGUGUUUUGCCUUGUUUAAAUGAAAUGCAUGUUUAGUGAGCACUAAUACAAUCUUAUUACAGAAGACUGUUUUUAGUAGCUUAAUGUGAAGUAAGCCAACUAUAUUGAAUGUCUGUGUCUUGUUUUAAAGUCAUAUCUGUCUUUGCACAAAUGCACCAAUCAACAGGUAUAUUUUAUAUAUUCCAGAGAAGUUCAAAGUCACCAUGACUAGGGCCCAACCUUAAUUUUGAGUGCAUUUCCAGAGCGGUAGUGUCUACAGGAUAGAAGUAGGGCACAGUUAAGUGGGACAUGCCCAUUGGGCAUCAGAAGGUUCGUCUUUACAAGAGAUGUGAAGUCACCGUUAGCCCACUCAGCCCAGCAGCUCAAUGGAGUAGACUGGAAGUCUGGUGUUUUUCUGAGUAGAUCAAUAUGCUGUCGACCCAACAACAACAACAACAACAAAAACACAAAUUCUUGGGACUUCCCAAUGGUUUAACCCACAUGAUGAGUAAGGAGCUGUAUCUGCAGUGUUGACCUUUCCAUGCCCCGGGGCCCUUCAUAGGGUUCAAGGUUGGGCAGUGAGCUGACUCUUCAUGAAGAAGGCCUGGCCCAGAGUAUCUGUGCUUUCCAGGGCCCAUGGUGGGGAAUCCAAAAGUAUUUCCCAUCACCAUGUUCUCUGAAUGCCAAAUUCUGUUUCCAGAAGGGACAGUGCAAAUUUGAGUCACUCUGGCUGGUGACCUUCCAAUACACUAAUUGGAAUUGAAAGUUAAGAGUACAAAUUGCUGAUCUCAAGUCAGUCAGUCAUAGUUUCACAAGUAGUAGGCCUGGGGAAGUCCAAGCACUCAAGGACCCAGAUGGGGAGGACCUGCCCAGGGAGGAGGCAGAGAGAUCCCUAGUGGGUUUAUCUGCAGCCAAGCUACACCCUGUAGACCACGACCCCCAGAAAGACAAACAUAACUAUAAGGAAGAUGACGCUGAGCCCAUUGCAACUCCAGACUCUUCUUUAUUACUUCAGUCCCUUUUAAGUGGUAGCAAAAAUCUGAAUUUCCAUGGUUGACCAAAAUGAACCAACUUGCCAGGAUGAAAUUUGGAGACCCAAACAUGGUAAAAUUGUCUUCCUCUUCCGCUGAGUGUCCGUUCCUCACAACAGGUCUGUCCUGAGACUUGCCAAAUUCCUCCAUGGGCCGAGUGGUAAGAUCUGGGUUUGAAAACCAGGGAAUUAAACUAAGAGGUGGAGGGCACAGUGAGUGAGGGGCCCAGCAAACAUGCUGGCCAUGGUCAACAGUACAUCCCAUUGCCUCCCACCACUGCUCUGGCCUGAAGACCUAAUUCCCCCUUCCAGUUCCCCUUAGAAGCCUGCCUAAGCUCUACCCUCAGUAAGGACAUCUUGUUGAGCCAGACUCACCCAGUUCCCUAGAACUGAGAGCUGGAUUGAGGAGCAAGGAAGAGGGGUUCCAGCUGUUGAGGAGAGAAGACAGAGCCAGACCCAUGGCUAAUGAAUGCCGACAUGCCUGGGACAUACACAAAUAGUCUUGUCCUGGCCGGCCGCUGACCCUGUCUGUAUUUUCUCGAUGGUUAUUUUUUUUCCUUCUAUUCCUUCCCAGGAAGGGCUUUGCAUGUCUAAUCCAAUGCACUUAAAUUUGGCCAAGGGACUCUGCAGCACCCAGAAGGCUGAAUGACGAAAGGUUUAGGUCAUUCCUUUGCUGGGCUGUUCGUUGUCAUUUCUGUGGUGCGGGACCUCUGGAAACGGAGUCUGUUCUGUCUGAAAUCAAGCCAGUCUGUGAUGUUCAAGGGACUGGAAUAAAGUGGCUUAUGACUUGAAGGAUGA
This is a messenger RNA of Neogale vison (American mink), 3366 nucleotides long. It is a transcript of the gene NCALD, whose product is annotated as neurocalcin delta. Gene Ontology annotation, cellular component: cytosol. The coding region runs from base 209 to 790 and encodes 193 amino acids. Gene Ontology annotation, molecular function: tubulin binding; calcium ion binding; actin binding. NCBI's taxonomy places the organism in Eukaryota, Metazoa, Chordata, Mammalia, Carnivora, Mustelidae. The record is from RefSeq and is a predicted model, not a curated record. Gene Ontology annotation, biological process: calcium-mediated signaling. The transcript is spliced from 6 exons.